AUGCGGAGCGCCACAGUCCAACGAGGAUCAACGAACAAGUCAGGCCGAUUCGCCUCGUCGCUCAUCGUCAACAUUGCCCAACGUCCAUCUCCCCCACCACCCAACCCCAUGGCAGCGCUCCCGCCCGCCCUCCGCCCAUCGACGGUCGCGUCGCUCGACCCGCCGCCGGUCCUGGUCCCGCCAAUCAACUUUGCGCUCGUCGCGCCGGGCGUGUACCGGUCGGGCCAUCCGAACCGCAAGAACUUUGGGUUUCUGGCCAGAUUGGGCUUGAAGACGGUUGUCUAUGUCGAGCACGCCGACGAGUACCGCACCGACGGGGCAGAUUUCGUCGCGCAGGAGGGGCUCGUGUUCCACCACCUGGAUCUGAGCGAUGAAGAGGCCCUGUUCACGACCCACGGGAGGGAAAGGCUACACGCCGCGCUGGCCAUCAUCCUCGACACGCGCAACUACCCGCUCAUGAUCCACGACGACACGGGCAAGGCGACGGCCACGCUCGUGUGUGCCCUCGUGCGGUGCUUCCAGCGGUGGGCGCUCACGGCGGUGUUUGCCGAGGGCGACAUGUUCGCCGGCGCGGGCGGGAGCGAGGGCGGCGGUGUUGGGCCUGCGGGGCGCGAGUUUAUCGCCAUGUUUAGGCCUGAGAGCGUGCCCCUUGACGCGGGGCACUUGGCGCCGUGGGCCAGGUAGGCGGACACAUGGACGGGCGGCCUCGGCCUGCGAGGGCGCGCCUUGCGUGCCGAGCCGACCACCGAUAAGCCGAGCCGAUACGGGACAAGCCGCACCCGACGAGCGGCCCCGGCAGCGCACACACAACACAAACACACACACACACACACACAGUUGUAUCGAUAGAGAGAGAGAUGGACUUGGGCUCUGGGCAACACUCCCUCGUGGAGGGUCUGGUCCUCUGCGACUCGCGACGAA
Vanrija pseudolonga is the source of this 921-nucleotide messenger RNA. RefSeq names its product putative tyrosine-protein phosphatase DSP2 (gene DSP2). The coding region runs from base 1 to 684 and encodes 227 amino acids. The record is from RefSeq and is a predicted model, not a curated record. NCBI's taxonomy places the organism in Eukaryota, Fungi, Basidiomycota, Tremellomycetes, Trichosporonales, Trichosporonaceae. The transcript has 4 exons. Gene Ontology annotation, molecular function: phosphatase activity; inositol diphosphate tetrakisphosphate diphosphatase activity. Gene Ontology annotation, cellular component: cytoplasm.